Messenger RNA from Macrobrachium nipponense, 1036 nucleotides. RefSeq lists its product as uncharacterized. Gene Ontology annotation, biological process: signal transduction; chemical synaptic transmission; regulation of membrane potential. Bases 395 to 1036 code for a protein of 213 amino acids. Gene Ontology annotation, molecular function: excitatory extracellular ligand-gated monoatomic ion channel activity; transmitter-gated monoatomic ion channel activity involved in regulation of postsynaptic membrane potential; transmembrane signaling receptor activity. The record is from RefSeq and is a predicted model, not a curated record. The transcript is spliced from 3 exons. Lineage: Eukaryota; Metazoa; Arthropoda; Malacostraca; Decapoda; Palaemonidae. Gene Ontology annotation, cellular component: plasma membrane; neuron projection; synapse.
AAGUGUUUGAGUUUCUUCACACUUUUGUUCAAGUAUGGGGUAUCUCGUGUAAUGUUUUUCAUACCUGCUGCAGAGUUUAUCCGAGAGUCUCUCCUUCUAUGUGCAUGAUUUGGAGAAAAGAUAUAAGUUGUCAUGUAUCAGUGUAUUUUCAACUUCUGUAUGUGUAGAUUGUCCAUUUAUUAUCAUCAAGAGCAAACUGAUUGUUCAUGUUUCUUUCUGUCAACUCUGAGGUAAAAUUUAUCACAUUCUCCCAUCUAUUUAGACCUAAAAGAUGGAUCUGUUUAGAUAUAUGCUGGCACACCAUUGAUAUAUCCCUCUUUUUACAAAUACUGUAUCUAAGUUUUCUGGACAGAAUGAAUUUACAUGUGAUAAUGGAAGCUGCAUCCAUCUUGACAUGCGGUGCAAUGGGGUGAACGACUGUCCUGCAGAGGGUGAUGACUCUGAUGAAACCCACUGCGACAAUGUCCACGAUCCUCCUGAAUCUUAUAACAAAGAUAGACCUCCACUGACUAACACACCCUUGGUCAUUUCUGUCAAGAUGGUGCGGGUCCACGAAGUCAGUGUUGAAGAAGGACUUGUGCAGAUUUGGCUCCGGACAAUCACCAAAUGGCAAGACAGCAGACUGAAAUUCACUCACCUCAGUGACAUAGCUAGGGACAACAUCAUUCGGAACCCUGACAGAAUCUGGCUACCGAAGUACUCGCUCCCUAAUGCUCUUUUCAAAGAUGAUGAAAACUAUCGAAAUAAUCUGAAUCUGAGAUCCACUGUGUUCAUCCAUCGUCUGGGAAGUGGCGAGUUCGACAUCCACAACGGAUAUGAGGUCUAUGAAUACAAUGGGGGCAAAGAUGUUGAACUAGAGAAGGAUGAUGACUUCCUAGUCAGUUACCUCUGUGAUUUUGAACUGGACUACUUUCCCUUUGACUGCCACGUGUGCUACAUUGAAAUAGUCAUCGUUAAUCAUGGUUCCUUCACUUCCCAUUUUGACAUGGCUGUAAGUUUUCUGCUUUUAAAGAAAGUUAUUUUAACAUCAGAUUAA